Messenger RNA from Corylus avellana, 2001 nucleotides. RefSeq names its product PLAC8 family protein (gene MCA1). The record is from RefSeq and is a predicted model, not a curated record. Lineage: Eukaryota; Viridiplantae; Streptophyta; Magnoliopsida; Fagales; Betulaceae. Gene Ontology annotation, biological process: cell surface receptor signaling pathway.
UGAGGGUGAGAGAGAGACACAGAGUUGCUAACAAAGCCAGCAGGGACAUAACGCCGAAUCUGUGGACGAUAAGGGGAGAGAGAGAGAGAGAGGGAGGAGGAGGAGGAAGAAGAUGAAGGUCGUGUGCGCAAAGCAAUGCCUGCUAAUCACAGAAUUCGAUGCUCUGCUUCCUCACGGAUUUUGACGUUUUUUUUCGUGAAUUAAAAUAUUAAACUCUGAAGCACUCGCGCACUGGAGAAAAGAAAAAGCGAGCUCUGGAAUUGGUGGAAGUUCUGCGCAGCAAGAAGAGCGGUUAAACUCUCACGGUCCGGCGAAGAAAGUUGAAACUGACUCUUCUAGUCUGUUCACGAUUGAAGAUCUUGAACAACAAUGCCGUUUUUGAGAAGAUCCUGCCGAGGAGCUCUUGAUCCAGCUUGAAACAAAGCAAAUUGCUAUUCAAUUCAUCGACAAAAUCAGCUUUGCUGUGCCUUCAGUUCAGCAAUGCUAAAAUCUUAAAGUUCUAUCAAAGUCUAAGCCAUUGGCUGAAAAGAACGGUUGGUGAGAGGUGAAGAUGUCCUCGUGGGACAAUAUUGGGGAGCUUGCAACGGUGGCCCAGCUCACGGGGCUCGAUGCGGUGAAGCUGAUUGGGAUGAUUGCGAAGGCGGCAAACACUGCGCGAAUGCACAAGAGGAAUUGCAGGCAAUUUGCCCAGCACUUGAAGCUGAUCGGGAACUUGCUGGAGCAGCUCAAGAUCUCGGAGCUCAAGAAGUAUCCGGAGACCCGGGAGCCUUUGGAGCAGCUUGAGGACGCGCUGAGAAGGUCCUACAUUCUAGUCAAUAGCUGCCAGGACCGGAGUUACCUGUAUCUAUUGGCAAUGGGGUGGAACAUUGUGUACCAAUUCCGUAAGGCCCAGAAUGAGAUCGACAGAUACUUGCGGCUUGUCCCAUUGAUUACUCUUGUGGACAAUGCGAGAGUCAGGGAAAGACUGGAAGUUAUUGAAAUGGAUCAACGAGAAUACACAUUGGAUGAAGAGGACAGACAGGUGCAGGAUGUGAUCCUGAAACCAGACCCCUCAAGUAAUGAUGCUAUGGUGUUGAAGAAAACUCUUUCUUGUUCCUACCCGAACUUGCCUUUUUGUGAAGCACUGCACAAGGAAAAUGAAAAGCUUCAAUUUGAACUACAACGUUCACAAGCUCACUUGGACGUGAGUCAAUGUGAAGUAAUUCAACGUUUGUUAGAUGUAACCGAAGCUGCUGCAAAUGUCCUUCCAGAGAAAAGUUUGCCCGAAAAAGGUCACAAAAAAUUGGAACGGAGUUAUUCAGAUGCCAACAGUGACAAAGAGCAUUCAGCUGAUGAAGGCUAUCAUCAGAAGAUUGACACUCGUACAACUUCAAGAAAAACGACUAGAGGUUCACACCAGCAUGAAGAAUGGCAUACUGAUCUACUCGGUUGUUGUUCAGAACCUUGUCUGUGUAUAAAAACCUUUUUAUUUCCUUGUGGGACAUUUUCAAAGAUUGCAACUGUAGCAACUGACAGGCAUAUGUCUUCAUCAGAGGCAUGUAACGAAUUGAUGGCAUAUUCAUUGGUGUUGUCAUGCUGUUGCUAUACUUGUAAUGUCAGAAGAAAGCUUCGCAAGACGUUGAACAUCACGGGAGGGUUUAUUGAUGAUUUCCUCUCACAUUUGAUGUGUUGCUGCUGUGCCCUUGUCCAAGAAUGGCGAGAAGUGGAGAUCCGUGGGGUUUAUGGUCCUGAUAAGACAAAAACAAGCCCCCCAACGUCACAGUACAUGGAAUCCUAAAUGACAGAAUGGAAGCAUUGUUUAGUGGUUUUGAAAUUUAUAUACUUUGGCAGACAUAUAUAGGGGUAUAAGUCAGUUGGCAGUGUCACAGGAACUUGUAUGGCUAUAUGUGUAAUUACCUUACCCAUAUGUAAUGUAGCGGUCUGUGUCUAUUAAAUUCAGCACAUGGUAUAUCAUAGACAAAUUUUUAGUGUUGUUUAUGUUUAAUUGGUUUUUUAAGAUUA